CGCCCGCACCCAGCGCCGGGCACCGAGGGACCGGGGACCGGCAGACCGGCAGACCGAGCGGUGGACCGACCUGUCCGCGCCCACCGAGCGGGGACCGAGCGGGCGGACCGGACAGCAGUUCCCCGGGCCGAGGCUGACCGAGGCGGAGCGGCAGCGGCGACCGGCGGAGUCCCGGGACGCUCCGCGGAGGUGGAGACUCCGGGAGACGCGGCGGCGGAGCGGCGGAGCGGGGCGGCUGUCGGCGGGCGGAGGUCCCGCUGCUAGCGAAACAUGAACAAGAACCACCGAGUGCCGAGCAGCCGUUCACUGAGCGCCGUGGAGGUGAAGAGCAAGUUUGGUGCCGAGUUCCGCCGCUUCUCUCUGGACCGGUCCAAGCCGGGCCGCUUCGACGAGUUCUACGGCCUGCUGCAGCAUGUGCACCGCAUCCCCAACGUGGAGCUGCUGGUGGGCUACGCCGACGUGCACGGCGACCUGCUGCCCAUCAACAACGACGACAACUACCACAAGGCCAUCUCCACCGCCAGCCCGCUGCUGCGCCUCUUCCUGCAGAGGAAAGAGGAAGCUGAUUACUCCGCCUUCGGCACCGACUCUCUGACCAGGAAGAAGAACACGGUGCUGUCCGCGGUCCUGCUGCGGCCCGACGCCACCAGGAAGAAGCCGCCGGUCAUCAUCAGCCUGCCCCGGGACUUCCGGCCCGUGUCGUCCAUCAUCGACGUGGACAUCCUGCCGGAGACGCACCGCCGCGUGCGCCUGUACAAGCACGGCCAGGAGAAGCCGCUGGGCUUCUACAUCCGCGACGGCUCCAGCGUGCGCGUGACGCCGCAGGGCCUGGAGAAGGUCCCGGGCAUCUUCAUCUCGCGCAUGGUGCCGGGCGGCCUGGCCGAGAGCACCGGCCUGCUGGCCGUCAACGACGAGGUGCUGGAGGUCAACGGCAUCGAGGUGGCCGGCAAGUCGCUGGACCAGGUGACGGACAUGAUGAUCGCCAACAGCCACAACCUCAUCAUCACCGUGAAGCCGGCCAACCAGCGGAACAAUGUGGUGCGAGGCGCCGGCGGCGGUGGGGGAGGGGCGGCGUCGGGGAGCUCGGGCCGCUCUUCGGACAGCGGGGCCAGCUACUACGGCUACGCCUCGCACGGCGGCGCCGCCGCGCCGUCGCACAUCAUCCAGAACUUCCCGGUGGGAGAGCCGGAGAGCGACGAGGACGACGAGGACCUGGUGAUCGAGCUGGGCGGCGAGGCCCCGCCCCUCCGCCGCUCCUCCUCCAGCUACAGCAUGCCGCUGGUGCCGCGCUACGAGCCGCACCUCAACCUCCGCACCUCCGCCUCCUCCUCGUCCUCCUCCGCCCUCGCCGUCCACGCCAACGGCGGCCCGCUGGCCAGCGGCAGCAGCUGCGGCUCGCUCAGCAACGCCGCCGCCGCCGCCACGCCGUCACCCGACGGAGGCGCAGAGCGCCGCGCGCUGGAGGAGGACGGCACCGUCAUCACGCUAUAGGAGACUCUGUACACACACAGACACACACACACACACACACACACACACACACACACACACACACACACACACACACACACACACACACACACACACACACACACACACCGCGGCGGCGCUCCUCACCGUGCCAUAGUGGCGUCCGCCCUCACCGUGGCCCCGGCAGCAUGGCGCCCGGCCCCGUCUCUGAAACCACACAAGCACUUACGCCCCUGUCGCUGCUGCUGUGCCAGCUUUCCUAAUUAGCCCCCCCCCCCCCCGUGAUGACUGGGACACCAGACACACCGGUUCCUUCACGUGGGAGCAAGAUAAUCCCUCUUAGAGUCCAGCUCUCAUCCACAAUCUGGGGCUGUUUUUUACUUCCUGGACCCCCGCCCCCCCCUGCCCCCCCUCCCCCCCAUUGUUCUUAAUCCUUGAAAAAGCCCAUCACAGCGACAUUAGGGAAAUGAGAGGAGUCGAUUCGCUUUGUUUUGCAUUUUAACAAUGAAGUCCUCUUUCCAGAAUAAUCUAGAAACGUGGAAAGAACUUUUUAUAAAGUAGCAGAUUCUCUCCUGGAAGUUUUGACUUUAUGGUCAACUUCUCACCUUUCUGAUGGACGUGACUUUACUGAAACUUUACUCUCCCGCUUCACUCUGCGCGUCAGGACCGUUUUCCACUGGUUAUCACUUCAGGCUCGAUGGCGACUGUUCGUCCUUCAUUCCCAGACACCACUGCACCUGGAUUCUCCUGCUGUGUCAUUACCGCUGCGCUCUGGUCGUUACCACUCUGCCUUGGUUCCCUUGGUUCUCAUGCUGGCUCAGAUGCUCCGGAAUGCCGUCGGCGCCGUUUGUCCUCCUCUCUGUGCUUCACUCUGGUGACGACGGAGGUUGAAAGUCAGAUGCUCCCUUUGACCGUCCAGCCUGUGAUUCAUAAUGGAAUGUCACGGUUCUGGUUCCAGUGGACGGUACAUGUUUGAGUCUGAGCUGGGAAUGGUGGUUCUGGACCCAGUUGCUCUCCUCCUUUCUGUGAUAAGGGCUAUUCCCGGCUGCUCACUGCCCCCCCCCCCCCCUGUUGUCCUCAGUGCUGAAGUGAGACAGUCUGGUGAAAGUGAGGCUCUGUGUCCUGCUCAUCUGCCUGAUUCAGUGCCUUGGCAGGACGUCCUCAGCAGUCCACACACAUUUCAUGACCGGAGCAUGGAGCUAGCGCCAUGCUGCUGUUAGCAUGCUGCAGCUAGCGCCAUGCUGCUAUUAGCACGAUGCAGCUAGCAGAGGUUCUAGAGUGGGACGUCCCGGAUCAUGAGAGCAACGGAGACAUUAGGAUUUGUCUUUCAUUAGUUCAAAUCUCACAUCGUCCUUCUCUGUCCCAGAAAACCCUCAAAUGUUGAAAUGAGACUUUGAGUUCGGUCAAGUUUUUAGAAACUAAAACAGUCAGAAAUCAUUCUGUUAUUCGGCUCUGGGGGAGUUUCGCACCAGAUGAGGUUCUUCAGAUCACUGAACUCGUCUGAAAAGUUUCUGACGUCUUUUCUUCGGGUGGCGUCUCACGAAAUGUUGUGACUUGAUGGAAAAAAGGAAAGUUUCUGAGCACUUUCAAAUAAUACUGCAGAUGUUCAAAUGUUCGGACUUCACUGGUUUCACAUUUCAUUCCAGGUUUUCGUGUGUGUGUGUCUGUGUGUGUCUGUGUGUGUCUGUGUGUGUGUGUGUGUGUGUGUGCCGCUCCCAUCCGUCACUUGUCCUCAGACACGGUGUUCACUUGGCCUUUUGUCGUCUUUCAUUCCCAGAAUUUGACUUUUUUUUUUGUUUCUUUCUAGAAAUCAAUGUUAAUUUAUUUCCUGUAUCUCUGAACGUAUCACUGGACACGGGGAUUGUAACCACAGCUACAUUUUUUUAUUUAUUCUCUAAUCAUGAAUUUGCAUUAUUUUCUCUCUUUGUACACAUUUCAUGGAUUUAUUUUUCAUAAGGAGUAUGUUUUAUCUUGUGUUUGUGUGUGUGUCUGAUCGUUUUGGUGGUAAAUCUCACGGUACGGUCGGCUCUCUUGAUUUCAGCAGCGCUGUAGAAGUCCCGUUAUUUCUCUCUUCAUAAUGUGAAUUAUCUUUACGGGAGUCAGGCAGUUGAAUUCGCACACCUGGAACAUUCAAAAUGUCAGAUCCUCUUUUUAACUGAUUGAGCAGUGAUUUUUUUUUUCCCCUUGCCAGAUAAAUCCUGUGGUAUAGAUUUGUAAUGAAGAUUGUCAGUAUUUUCAUAUCUAAAUAUAAAUAUAUAUAUAUAUGAUGUACAUUUUUAUCACAUUCAAUGAGAAAGUUUUAAGAUUCAACUGGAGAUGUAUGAAGAAAUAGAUGUAUCCCUGUAACUGCUGAUUGGAGGAAAUAAACUAAUUAUGUAGAAA
Salarias fasciatus (jewelled blenny) is the source of this 3852-nucleotide messenger RNA. RefSeq names its product par-6 partitioning defective 6 homolog beta (C. elegans) (gene pard6b). The transcript is spliced from 3 exons. The record is from RefSeq and is a predicted model, not a curated record. Gene Ontology annotation, molecular function: protein binding. The coding region runs from base 271 to 1491 and encodes 406 amino acids. Gene Ontology annotation, cellular component: cell cortex; nucleus; apical plasma membrane. Lineage: Eukaryota; Metazoa; Chordata; Actinopteri; Blenniiformes; Blenniidae. Gene Ontology annotation, biological process: establishment or maintenance of cell polarity; regulation of cellular localization; centrosome cycle.